AUGGUCAUUAAAAAACUCAAAUCUGUGAAAAAAGAAGUUGAUGAUAUUUUUGGUUCUCUUCCAAAUUCUCAGUUAGCCGGUUAUUCCCCAAUGUUUACUAAGACUGUAAUUUCUUUCGUUAUCAGAAGGGUUAUGUGGUACCCUGUGGUGCCAUUAGUAGCUCAAUUUUUUGGCUCUUUAAUUGAAACAUACGCUUAUGUUAAUAGUGCGGUACCUUAUCCUCUAAUAUUACUUAGCUACAUUGGCAUAUCACUUCAAGGAUUACUGAAAACUUUAGUAUUUUCUCAAGAUAUUGCCGUUACUCGUGCUUUUCAGGCUGUUAAACUACAGUGGUGGAUCUCCUAUGUUAACUAUUAUGAGUCCCACUACUCUCAUCGAUCUUACAACAAAGCUAUUACUGAAAAAUUUAGCAUGCUAGAAAUAUCCAAUAAUUUUGUUGACUUGAGAAAUUUAAACUCCAAAUGGUCAAGAUACAUGCUAUUAAUUAAGCUUUUCUCUGCUCCAAAAACUUCAUCUCGAUUGGUUUCACAUAACCUUCUAUCACCGGUAAAUUCUUCUUCAGAAAAUAAGACCAAUACUUCUUCUACUCUGUUUGGAAAGGACAAUUCAGGGCAAGCUAUAACUCAUGACAAUCAAAAUGAUCAAGAUAUUUAUUUAGCUCUUCCUGAACCUGUUCAUUUAAAAGAUACUUCUCAACAUUCCUCAGAUUUAUUAUCUCAUCAUUUAAACUUAUCAAUUUCACCAGAUCACUUGAAAGAUAGUUAUAGUCCAACUAAUCAAACAAAUACAAGUAGUAUUAGUGUUUCACUUAAUUCUACCGCAAAUAUGUCAAACUACACGGUUAGUGAUGAUGAAGAACGGGUUGAUGUUAUGCUUGCUGAUGAUGAACCAACAGAUAUUGAUUUAUUUAAGGAAAUUGAAAUGUUUAAACUAAUGUUAAAAAGGCUGUGA
Dentiscutata erythropus is the source of this 951-nucleotide messenger RNA. Lineage: Eukaryota; Fungi; Glomeromycota; Glomeromycetes; Diversisporales; Gigasporaceae. The record is from the annotation of a GenBank genome assembly.